This is a messenger RNA of Notolabrus celidotus (New Zealand spotty), 1967 nucleotides long. RefSeq names its product abhydrolase domain containing 14A (gene abhd14a). Gene Ontology annotation, cellular component: cytoplasm. Bases 391 to 1188 code for a protein of 265 amino acids. The record is from RefSeq and is a predicted model, not a curated record. The transcript is spliced from 5 exons. NCBI's taxonomy places the organism in Eukaryota, Metazoa, Chordata, Actinopteri, Labriformes, Labridae.
GACUGAAACAAAAGAUGUGGACCGCGGAUGAUGUUGUGUGCAGGAGAAACAUUCGUAAAAAAUCUUGAUACUUCACGGCUUUAUCUGCGGAUAAUAUUUAGGUAGUUUUAUUUAUUAUUGUAAAAUAAAAUGGAAAAAGGGACAAUGAAUUUGGAAUGUUUCUUGUCCGUGAAAUAUGCACAACUUAACGAGCGUCAGGUUUACCGUUAAUAUCUGUCACUUAAAAAAGGUAGCUACCACGAACGUCUGGACGAAGCCUUCCAGCAACACUUCUCAUCACAAACAGCCAUAAAAGAGGGAGAAUGGCGAUAAAACAGCGAGCCUCGUCCUUCUGCCUGUGAACGUGUCCAACAAUUGUCUCCUCUGUGUCGAUUUUUUCAUCAAGAAGAAAUGAAUUUUUUGCGAAAUCGUCUUGUUGUCCUGGGCCUGGUGCUGUUGGCCACAAUACUAUUGUACCUGCUGCUGCCGUCCAUCCGCCAGGGCAGCAUGGAGCCGUCUCUUGACGCUCAAAGAAUGGGGCUGAUGUCCACUUCACCUCCACCCAUUUCCACCGUCAACGUAUCUAUUCGCACUGGACAGCUACCUGGAGACCCCCCACUGUUCUUCAGAGAAGCCUUACCAAUUGAUGGAGCCGGACGACAGAUAUUGCCGAGACUGCAAGUGGUCCUUCUUCAUGGCCAGGCCUUCACAUCCAAAACCUGGGAAGAACUUGGCACGAUGGCCCUACUGGCAACUAAUGGAUAUCAGGCAUUAGCAAUGGAUCUGCCAGGGUAUGGAAAAUCACCAGAUUCAGAGGCUUUGAAGACUGACCAGAAUCGUGUAGACCUCCUUUCAAGGUUUAUGGAGUCCUUGGGCGUCAGAGCAGCUGUGCUUCUGAGCCCCUCCAUGAGUGGACACUACUCCAUUCCCUUCCUUGUUAAGAACAAUGCUCAGCUGCAUGGCUUCGUUCCUAUAGCACCAGUUGGUACCCGAAGUUACACUGCACAGCAGUACCAAAAUAUUGAGACCCCCACUCUGAUUGUCUUUGGAGCCCUGGACACAAACCUAGGUGCACAGUCCCACAAGAACCUCAUUCAACUUCCAAAUCACUUUGUCCUAAAGUUAGAAGGAGCCCGCCACGCCUGCUACAUGGACAAACCCAGAGAAUUUCACCAAGGAUUGAUUGAAUUCCUUAGCAAACUGAAGUGAGAUCAAUCUCAACGACAUUGGAAAUGAGGGAAACCUCAAUGUCUUUUUGAGAAUAAAUAAAGGUUUUGAAUUUAAUUGAGAUGUAUAGCUGAGAAGAGAAGGUUACAAAAUAAAGAAGCAAAAAAAAAGUUGGUUUAACACAUGUACCAAGUGUGGAUCUAUCUACAGCACUAAAUUUCAGUGUUAUUGUUAUCACUUGAAGCAAAGAACAUCAGCAUCGGGGCAGGUUUGUAAUACAUGGAAAAUGGCAUGUCAAUUCUUGUUGUGACAGUUAAUAAUACCGUUUUCUGAUGUUUUAUUAUUAAAGUGUUUUAUUUAAGUUACCCAUACUGUCUCCAAAAAUAAUGACACUAGUCCAGCUUAGCUUGUUUGAAAAGUAGCUUAAAACGUGUGUAGUGUGGAGUUUUGUUUCAUGUGUUUCAUGUCUGUCUUUGCAUGUAAAAACAUGGAAUGUGUCUGCUUCACUGUUGCUAUUUUUGUAGGUGACAUGUAGGUCACUGUAAAUAUGCAAAUGUAACAUGUGUCUGUGUUUGAAUAGCUUCUGUUUGUUUCCCAUCGGAAAAAAAAUAAUUUUAUAUUAAGAUCUAUUUAACAUUCUAGAUCGAAAGAAAAUUAAUGCUUUACUAAACAAGAGCAAGCAGAACUGAAAAGUGUACAUCAACCAUGUCAAAUGAUUUGAAAAAAAACUCAUGUAUGUAUAUAAUGGAGGCAAAGUGAUGUAAUAUAUUUGCAAUAAGUUUGGACAAUCAUGCAAAGAACAAACUUAAAAUAAGAUAUAU